This is a messenger RNA of Haemonchus placei, 222 nucleotides long. The record is from the annotation of a GenBank genome assembly. NCBI's taxonomy places the organism in Eukaryota, Metazoa, Nematoda, Chromadorea, Rhabditida, Trichostrongylidae.
AUGAAAAUUUGGCAAGAAGCAGCGCUACUGCAUGAAUCAGGGCAUCUAUUCCUCAAGAAAAACUCACUAGUCCAGGUUCUCAAUCAUGCUCGUGACCAUAGUAUUCGAGAGUCAUUGGAUUUUGUGAAGACAUGGAAUAUGAGUCAGUUGCAGUCAGUAGAUUUGCGUGAUGGUGCGAUGGCUGCAAUGAGUAAGCAAAAGGCGGUAUUUGAAAAUGUGUAG